ACCCAAGCACGCGAGAACGUCAUCCCACUGACGCAGUGCUGAACCCCUCCCGCCUCCUCCACCAUGCCGGCGAUGCUCGAUGACCCCACCGCGCCCGCCAUCUACCGCAUCUCGGGCGAUGCACCGUACCCCAUGCCCUACGGCCCCCUUCCGCCCGAGAUCGCAGUCCGACAAGUAACGCUGCGAGAUCGCGUGACCAUAGCCACCCUCAUCCCCUUCUCCUCGCCUAAUGAAGUCCCCACGAAACUCACCGCCUACCUGUGCGAGCUGCUGAAUCGCGAAAUCGACAAGGGAGACACAUACCCCAUGAUGGAGCCCAUGCCCUUGUCGUCCUUCGGCCCCUACUGGUUCGCCAACUUUGGCGCCAUCAUGAUCAUGGGCGAGGUGCAGAGUGUAGAGGAGGUGACGCAGAUGGAAGAGCGGGGUGUGGAGUGGGCGCGAGAGUGCUUGGGCAGUUUCUACGUCAAGCCCAACUACCCCGGACGCAGCAGUCACGUGUGCAACGGCGGCUUCCUCGUCAGUGAUGCUGCGAGAAAUCGAGGAGUCGGCAGGCUGAUGGGCGAAUGCUACCUCGACUGGGCACCGAAACUGGGAUACACUUACAGCGUUUUCAACCUGGUCUACGAAACGAACGUUGCCUCUCUACGCAUAUGGGACGCUCUGGGCUUCAAACGCAUCGGUCGGGUGAAGGGCUGUGGGAACCUCAAAUCUUUCCCAGAUCAAUUCGUCGAUGCCAUCAUCUUCGGCCGCGAGCUAGGUGGCGAGGGCGACGAGUACGUGAGCGAAGAGCGGUUCGACAAAAUCCGCUUUUAUCUGAAGACCGGCACCUACCCAAACGGCUCUGAUCGUGCAGAAAAGUCUCGAUUACGCUCUGCCGCCACGCAUUACCGCUUACUCCCCAACUCCAACCCGGACGACGGCGAGGAAGACAAGCUCAUGCUCAAAGGCAAAGAAGUCAUCAGCGACCCACACAAGCAGUACGAAAUCGCGCGACAAAUGCACGCCCUCAGCCACGGCGGCAUCAACAAGACGACCGCCAGCAUCGCCGAGAAAUACCACUGGGUGCGCAUCAAAGAGACCGUCAGCGCCGCCAUCCGCAACUGCGAAGAAUGCAAAGACCCCGCCCCCAAACCCUCAUCCUCCACCAAGGACCGGCGCGCCACCAAAGCCGGCGCAGCCGAUAGUACCGCUGCCGCCAAGUCCUCCGCCUCACCAACCACCUCUCACCCGCAAGUCGUCCUCGCCGCCGCCGAUGAUGACGACCCGGAGCCCCAGCAUCAGCAACGACGCCAACGGCAAGCGCCCAUGGCGCCCAUGCAGUACCAACUCCCGCAGUACGACAUGCCCGUCGACCCGCAAAUCAUGCAACAGCAGUGGCAAGUGCCCAACGCUGACGACGACGCCGCUUCCGACCCCAUGGCCAUUGACCCGGCGCCCACGCGUGCGGCGGCAGUCACGCAGCGGGAUGUCGAUGCGAGACUGAGGGAGGAGUUGGCUGCUGCCGUGGGUGGAUCAAAGAGGUGAAUGGGCUGGCUUUGCUUUCGUGACGACCGUGCCUUUUGUGGGUACAGGUAGUGAUUAGCGCAGCAUUUAGCAUUGCGAAAUCGAGCCCUCGACUUGAGUGUCAGACUCAUGCUGAUGAAGAGCUCGUAAAUCCGGGCAAGUAAACAUAGAAAGCACGAAUUUCCCGCCACAGUUCGUGUGGACGUGCCUAUCAAUCCUCUGCUUGCCUACCGGCAUCAAUCGAGAAACAAUCACGUGACGUGGGAAGUGAGAAGACACCAAAGAGCAUGCUUGAAGU
Messenger RNA from Neohortaea acidophila, 1801 nucleotides. RefSeq lists its product as uncharacterized. The record is from RefSeq and is a predicted model, not a curated record. Gene Ontology annotation, molecular function: acyltransferase activity, transferring groups other than amino-acyl groups. The transcript is spliced from 2 exons. NCBI's taxonomy places the organism in Eukaryota, Fungi, Ascomycota, Dothideomycetes, Mycosphaerellales, Teratosphaeriaceae. Bases 64 to 1524 code for a protein of 486 amino acids.